Molecule: messenger RNA, 1138 nt
Organism: Salvia hispanica
Lineage: Eukaryota; Viridiplantae; Streptophyta; Magnoliopsida; Lamiales; Lamiaceae
Product: phosphoglycerate mutase-like protein AT74
Molecular function (GO): catalytic activity
Source: RefSeq, a predicted model, not a curated record
GAAGGUCAAAACCGAACACCUCUGUUUCGCAGCGUAUAAAUAAACAAAAACGAGCAAUCCAUUUUCUGAAACAAUACACAAAUUCAAAAUUACGUAUAAUGUUAGAUAGCAAUUGCGAUGAUCAUCACCAUCAAUCCAAGCACCGCGAGCGGAGGAUUCUUCCAAAGCGCAUAAUCCUCAUCCGCCACGGCGAGAGCGCCGGCAACAUCGACGGCGCCGCCUACGCCACCACCCCCGACAACCGCAUCCCCCUCACUCCCCAGGGCGACCUGCAGUCCCAGCGCGCCGGCGCUCAGAUCUACGACCUCGUAUCCGACUCCGGCGCCUCCUCCAACUGGAAGGUCUACUUCUACGUCUCCCCCUACGCCAGGACGCGUUCCACCCUCCGCGGAAUCGGCCGAGCCUUUCCGAGGAGCAGAAUCAUCGGCGCCAGGGAGGAAUGUCGGAUCCGAGAGCAGGAUUUCGGCAAUUUUCAGGUUGCUGAACGGAUGAAGGUUAUUAAGGAGAUCAGGGAGAGGUUUGGGAGGUUCUUCUAUCGAUUUCCUGAGGGCGAGUCUGCCGCCGAUGUUUUCGAUCGCGUUUCGAGUUUUCUUGAAUCCUUAUGGAGGGACAUAGAUAUGAGCAGGCUCCACCAUGACCCAACUGACGAACUUAACCUUGUUAUCGUAUCACACGGACUUGCGAUUCGCGUGUUUCUUAUGAAGUGGUUCAAAUGGACAGUCGAGCAGUUUGAGCACUUGAAUAACCUUGGGAACUGUGAGUUCCAGGUAAUGCAGCUAGGCGAAGGAGGAGAAUACAGUCUUGCGGUCCAACACAGUGAAGAACAAAUGCAAGAAUGGGGAUUAUCCCCUGAUAUGAUAGCAGACCAACAGUGGCGAGCUCAAGCUAACAAGGGUAACUGGACCGACAGCUGCUCGUGGUAUCCCAACUCCUUCUUUGACAAGUUUGCAGACCCAGAAACUGAAGGCACUGGUGAUGAGUUACAAUCACCGCCCUAUUUUGACUGCUCAAAUGAUUCUUAAUCCGUCAUUUUUCUGCCUGUUGAUGAACAUGUUGUAUUGACUUAGUAUGCUAACUCAUUGAAUAGUAAAGAAUGUGGGAAACAAGAAAGAGAAUUGAUGAUUAAUUUUUGUAUGUA